GUGACAACUAGCGUAGGCGCAAAUAGGUUAGAAUUUGAAAAGUUUUGUUUAUUAUAAGUGCAUGUAAACAAUGUUAUCAAUUUUAAAAACCCUUGCAGAACUACCUGAUUCUACAAACUUAGAUAUGAAUGUCAUAAUACUAGUUGAUGAUCAAACUGUACUGAAAUCAAAAAGCUACAGGAUACUGCUUGGUCAUGUAGAAGUUUUAUCAAAUAGACUCAGGGAAUGUAUAAAGGAAAGUAGUACAUGUUUAGGGCUUUUUAUGCACCAUAAUGUAUAUCUACCGUCUAUAAUCGUAAGCUUACAAGUCGUGAAGCACAGCUUUGUAUUUCUCACAACUAAAAAUGCACAGAAACUCUCUGAGAAACUAAAACUAAAAUGGAUUUUGUCAUUAGAUGACACUGCUCUUCUUGAACAGUAUGAACUUGUUGAAAAAUGGGAGGUAGAUGAUUUUUGCAAAGUAAUCUUAUGGAAAAGAGUAACUGACGAUGUAAUGUUGGAUUUUGAGGGUGUAUUUUGUGUUAUGCAAACAUCAGGGAGCACAGGAGAAAGUAAAAUAGUCAGAGUUCCUCACCAGUGUAUUGAAAUAAAUGCUAAAAGCUUGAGAAAAAAAUUCAGCAUCCAAAGUCAGGAACGUAUAUUUUGGGGAACACCUCUGACUUUUGAUCCAGCACUGAUUGAAUUUCUUAUAGCCUUUUUGAGUGGUGCCACACUGGUCAUCGUUCCCCAGAACAUAUACUUGAAUCCCAAAGCCCUUCACAGCGCUCUGUUUACAAUAGAGAAAAUUACGUUUUUGCAAAUGGUUCCUUCAGUGUUCCUGAGAUGGAAUGAAAACCAAAUCAGCUUAAUACUUACCAAUGAUAGGCUAAAGACGCUAGUGUUUGGUGGUGAAGUAUUUCCAAAAUCUAUUUUACAAUAUGAAAGGGACGAAAAUCUGAGUAUUUUCAACAUCUACGGCAUCACAGAGGUAUCUUGUUGGGCAACCUUACACAAAAUCACAGAUGAAACUGUUGAAAGUAUGAUUCCUUUAGGGACAUGCCUAGAUGACACAGAUUUGAAAGUUGAGGAUGAGAAUGAAGGGGGCGAGAGCGGGGAAAUUUUAAUAGGUAGUUCCUCCAGAGUAUGUUAUCUGGAUGAUGAAGAACCCAAGAAACUUACUGGAACCAUUUACAGACCAACAGGUGAUAUAGCAAUAGUUAACCAAAAGGGCGUUUAUUUUGUGAGCAGAAAAAAUAAAAUCAUCAAAAGAUUCGGACAAAAAAUAAACUUGGGUAUUAUAGAAAAUGUGAUAUUUGAUAAAACAGGUCUAGUCAAUAAAUGUGUUUGGUCUCAAGAGCAUAACAAGCUAUUAAAUUUUAUUGUGAUAGAAGGAAAAUUUGAACCAGAGUACAAAAAAAGAAUGUUGGACAAAAUUAGGGUAAAAGUGAUAAAUCUUUUGCCUGAAAAUAGCAUUCCCGAUUUUUUGGAAAUCAUUGAAAAACUGCCUCUGACGUCUCAUGGGAAAGUAGAUGAAAAAGCUUUGGAAAAAAUGUAUUGCAGUAUUCAGCUAGCAGAUAAUGUGGAUUUCGUAGAGGUUUUUUCGGGACUGUGGUCAAAGUACUUGGGUAUUAGCGCUGCAGACUUAGACAGGUAAGGAGCACUCAAUUGCCAUUUUAAAAAAAACCUUGGGGCAACUAAAAUGUUAACAAACACAGGAUGGUUUAAAGAUCAUAUAACAUAAUGCUGCCAUGUAAGAACUUUUUGAGUGUAAACCAUUUUACACCUUGCAUUUUAUUACAUAUUACAGGUACAAAGAAUACAAAUUUUUUGAGACUGGCGGGAGUUCCAUAAAGGCACUGCAGUUGCUGAGUGAAUUUAAAGAAUUAACGAACUCCGACUAUCCUGAUCAACUACUGACAGCGAUUUUCGAAAAACGCUACGCAGACUGCGUAGAGUGCUUUCACAAUUUUGCAGCUAAAAGGCAAACUUCACGUGAAAACUUGCAACAUAUCCUGGAAAAAAGGACAAAGGUCGAUGAAGAGAGCUUGGAAAUCGUGUGGAAGUUUGAUUUGAAGGCGUGUGUUGAUGCUUCUCCUUUGGCUUUUGAGAAUGAGGGCGAAGUUUAUAUAGCAGUAGGAGCGUUUUCCCAUAUCUUUGUAGUCCUCAACGAGCAAGGCAGCGUGAUCUUUAAAGAAACCUUGCCAGACGCAAUAGAAGGACAACCGUUGCUUUCUAAUCAAAAGAACAUUAUUUUUAUAGGAUGUUUUGAUGGCCUUAUGUAUUGUAUUGAUUACAUACGUAAAGAAAUCGUUUGGAAAUACACGACUGGGGAUAGAAUCAAAAGUAGACCAUCUUAUUGCAAAAAUAAUACGGCGAUAGUUUUUGGGUCGUACGAUAAGAUCGUUUAUUGCUUGUCCGAGAAUGGGGACGAGAUCUGGAAGACAACACUCGACGGAAGCAUCACCUCGAAUCCGACAGUCGACACAAAAUUAGAAAAAAUCUUCAUGACAACAGUCAGCGGUUCUUGCUUUUGUUUAAAAGAGAGCGACGGAACUGUGAAAUGGCGUCACACUUACCGACAUCCCAUUUUUAGCUCGCCGUGUAUCUCCACAGAUGAAACUCAGGUGUUGUGUUGUUAUGUCAAAGGAACAGUGGUUUCUUUGAACGUUGAGACAGGACAAUUGUUAUGGUCCUACAAGACUGAUAACUUCAUCUUCUCAUCACCAAUACUACUGGGUGACUGUGUCACUUUCGGCAGCAUAGACAAACACGUAUAUUUUCUGAAGAUAUUACGCCACGGAUACGAAUUGAUAGCAAAGACUGAGCUAGACUCCCGAAUUACCUCAACUUGUUGCGUCCGCAAAGCGAGCGACGAGAAAGUGUUCAUAGUCGCAGCUUGCAAUUCCGGAAAAAUCAGCAUCAUCGAUACCGAAAGUUUUUCUGUGAUACGAAGCGUUCAGUUGCCCAACGAAGUUUUCUCUUCACCGUUUUUUUACAGAGACAAGAUUUAUAUUGGAUGCAGGGAUAAUAAUAUUUACUGUUUGAGUGUUUAGGGUUGAUGUUGUACCGAUAGAUGUUUUUUAAUGUUGUGG
Molecule: messenger RNA, 3071 nt
Organism: Acanthoscelides obtectus
Lineage: Eukaryota; Metazoa; Arthropoda; Insecta; Coleoptera; Chrysomelidae
Source: the annotation of a GenBank genome assembly